Molecule: messenger RNA, 963 nt
Organism: Oryza brachyantha (malo sina)
Lineage: Eukaryota; Viridiplantae; Streptophyta; Magnoliopsida; Poales; Poaceae
Product: protein RKD1-like
Exons: 4
Coding region: 1-672 (223 amino acids)
Molecular function (GO): DNA-binding transcription factor activity
Source: RefSeq, a predicted model, not a curated record
AUGGAAGAUCGGAUCUUUCAUGAAGACGACAGUCUUUUUCAGGAUUUGAGUUUCGAUUUCCUGCAACAAGACGAUGCACUCUUCUCCACUCGACAUUUCUGCACUAGUGUCUCCACGCAGGGCAUCUUGUUGCAAGAUGAGCCUGAUGCCUUCUUCACCGGGGAUAUCCUGAGCAUUUGGGAUGAAAUGGAACAAGGAACCUAUCUGUCCCAUCAAAAGAGCGACAAAGAUAGCGAUGAGAAUGCGCAGAAGUUGGAGAUUGGCAAGGCCAUGGAGCUGCAGCGCCGCCGCCCGAGUGGGCAUGGAUCAGAGGCGAAGCCACUGACGUUCGAGCUUGUGUCACAGUACUUCUGCAUGCCGAUCAAGCAGGCGGCGCGGGAGCUCAACGUCGGGCUCACGCUUCUGAAGAGGCGAUGCAGGGUGCUGGGCAUCCCGCGGUGGCCGCACCGCAAGAUGAAGAGCUUGGACACUCUCAUCAGGAGUGUUGAGGAGAUAGGGGAACAAACUGGCCAACUCAAAGACAAGGCUAGGAAUGCAGUGGAGAUGUUACAGCAGAAGAAGAAGUUGAUCGAGCAAAAACCUGAUGUUGAGCUGGAUGACUGGACGAAGACGUUAAGGCAGAUGUAUUUCAAGAAAAACUACAAGAGGAGGGUCCUGGCGAUUGAAAAAUGAAAGGGGAUGCAUCAGGAUGUCUUUGCUUGUCGAUGGCAACAUCAGGGCAGUGAAGGCAAUCAGGGUAUUUUGACUGAUCAAAUGUGUAGUAAGUAAUUUCUAGUCAGGCAUUUAGGCGUUAGGCAGAAAAGUAGGAAUGUUUGCUGUAUAUACCUCUUUUCUAGCCAACUUUCCGCUGAUUGUAGCGAUAGUAGUAUUAACUCUGUUGACAGAUACGAUAUGCCGUGUGAACAAUGGCUGCUCUUAGUUAUGAAAAUGAAGGUGGUAUCUUUUGGUGCACAUUUGUUUGGU